Arabidopsis thaliana (thale cress) is the source of this 2907-nucleotide messenger RNA. Its product is annotated as Calmodulin-binding protein. Gene Ontology annotation, molecular function: calmodulin binding. The record is from RefSeq and is marked reviewed. Lineage: Eukaryota; Viridiplantae; Streptophyta; Magnoliopsida; Brassicales; Brassicaceae. The coding region runs from base 700 to 2568 and encodes 622 amino acids. The transcript is spliced from 8 exons. Gene Ontology annotation, biological process: regulation of DNA-templated transcription. Gene Ontology annotation, cellular component: nucleus.
UAAUCUGUUAAAGUUAACAUAAAAAUACAGAAAUCUAUGUGAACAUUAACUUUUCAUUGCAAUUAGAUGUUUUUAUAUCCAUGUUGAUUGUUGAAUCUUAUCCCUAAUCUUGCUAUUGGUGAAAUGAAUGUAUUUUUACUAUUAAAGUCUUUUUUUAAUAACAAAUAAUUGGACUUUAUACAACAAAGUAUUAUUAUUUAAUUAUCAACUUUAGAAUAUAGCAUGUGCCAAAAAUACAUACACUAGCCGCCGGCCCAAGAAUGUCGUCCAAUAAACGAAAAGCAAAAGUGACGGCAAUCCAAGCCUACUGUGAUCUUGUCCGCACCCGAUAACUAUCUUUAAUUACUAAAACUAGUCAAAGUACUCGACUAAUCACAAAACUAGACAAGUGUUUCAAGUAAAUUAAUUUUUGAUCUUUUCAUUUUAUCUCUCUCUCUUUUUCUUCUAUCCAAAACACCAUUUUUGAGGUAUUUUUCUCUCUCCUUCGAAUCGAAUUUUCAGGUUUCUCUUUCCGUUUGUUUGAAGAAGCUUUUAAGUAGAAUUCAUAAAAUCUUGCUUAGCUUCUGGGUUUGAUUUGUUUGUGGUAAAGUUUUGAUUUUUUUUUUAGUUUGAGAGCUGGAUUUGUGAUUCUUUCUCUGGGUUGGUGAAGUUUUUUACUUGCUUCGAUCUUAUAGAUCAGAGCUUCUAGCAGCGUAAAAAAUGCAGACGAGGUAUAUGGAGAGGACUAAUAGUAUGAGAGAGAAGAGAAAAUUGGAGGAAGAUGAUAAUCAGCAGCAGCAGCAACAGCCUGAGCGUAAAAGGCCAGCUCUUGCAAGUGUAAUUGUGGAAGCCUUGAAGAUGGAUAGUUUACAGAGGCUUUGUUCUUCUUUGGAACCGAUUCUUCGCCGAGUGGUAAGUGAAGAGGUGGAGCGGGCAUUGGCAAAGCUUGGCCCUGCAAGACUUAGUGAAAGGUCGUCUCCAAAACGAAUUGAAGGUAUCGGUGGAAGGAAUUUGCAGCUACAAUUCAGGUCUAGAUUGUCUGUUCCUUUGUUUACUGGAGGGAAGAUAGAAGGGGAGCAAGGUGCUGCAAUCCAUGUUGUACUGUUGGAUAUGACAACUGGACAUGUUUUGACAGUAGGACCUGAAGCUUCUGCAAAGCUUGAUGUUGUUGUGCUUGAUGGUGAUUUUAACACUGAAGAUGAUGAUGGUUGGAGUGGAGAAGAGUUUGAGGGUCAUUUGGUGAAAGAACGUCAAGGGAAGAGGCCUCUCUUGACUGGUGAUGUGCAGGUCACGUUGAAAGAAGGUGUGGGAACAUUAGGGGAACUUAUCUUUACGGACAACUCAAGUUGGAUUAGAUGCAGAAAAUUCAGGCUGGGUUUAAGGGUCUCUUCGGGUUACUGUGAGGGAAUGCGUGUACGCGAGGCAAAAACAGAAGCUUUUACCGUGAAGGACCAUCGUGGAGAGUUGUACAAGAAACAUUACCCACCUGCUUUGGAUGAUGAGGUCUGGAGGUUGGAAAAGAUUGGAAAGGACGGGGCUUUCCAUAAGAAACUCAAUAAAGCAGGAAUCUACAAUGUUAAAGAAUUCCUGCGUCUUAUGGUCAAAGACUCUCAGAAACUAAGGACUAUUCUUGGAAGUGGCAUGUCAAACAGGAUGUGGGAGACACUUGCAGAGCAUUCCAAGACAUGUGUAUUGAGUGAAAUGCUUUACGUCUACUAUCCCGAGGACUCAGUUGGUGUUGUUUUCAACAAUAUAUACGAGUUUAGUGGUCUUAUAUCAGGAAAGCAGUAUUAUCCUGCUGAUUCUCUUUCUGACAAUCAAAAGGGUUACGUCGAUGGACUGGUGAGGAAAGCCUAUGAAAACUGGGAACAGGUUAUUGAGUAUGACAGCAAGUCACUUAUGAACUUCAAUCAAGUUAGCAAAACAGAUGAUAUUGAUUACUCUAUGCCAGUUUCAGUUCCAAGCCAACCAUCUACAUCUUAUUCAGACGUAACUGUUGAAGCAUACAACCAGAGUCCGGCUUCAAGUUUCCCGGGUCAAUCUCAGCUAGCUGAUACUACAUACAUGCACUUUGGAAACUCUUCAUUUGCACCGCAAGACCAGCUAGUUAACAACACUCAUGAAUCACAAAGCAUGAUCAAUAGCAACGGUGGUGUGAGAUUGGCACUGGGUCCAGCAACAGGAUCUCAAAACCAAGAACAACUUGUUCAUCCUCCUCCUGAGAUUAACUCUUACAAUGAUUGGUCAAAUACAUGCAACAGAGGAGUUGAUGGGUUUUUAUCAGAGGAAGAGAUUAGGGCUAGAAGUAACGAAAUGCUCGAGAACGACGAUAUGCAGCAACUGUUGAGACUGUUUAGCAUGAAUGGUGGUGACCAGCAAACUCCAUUGAACAUGGGAGAAGAUAGUUUUGGGUUCCAUUCUUUUGGUCAGACGUCAAUGGCUGAUUACGAAGAAGACCGUUCAAACUCGGGCAAGGCUGUUGUAGGAUGGCUAAAGAUCAAAGCAGCCAUGAGAUGGGGCUUCUUCAUCAGAAGGAAAGCUGCUCAGAGACGGGCUCAGAUUGUUCAACUUGAUGAAGAUGACGAAUAGGUUGAAGAAGAAGGAAGAAACAGAGAAUCUGAGGGUUUUCAUUGUGAUGAUGGGUUUUUAACAGUUUCCCAGAAAAAGAAGUCUUUUGUUUUGGUUUCUUCUUCUCGUGGAGCUUUGUAUUUCUUGUACAGGGAGCUUUCUUCUUCUCUUCUUGUUUGUUUGUGCGUAUUAUAUGUAAUCGCUCUACUUGACUAGUUUUCAUGAACCCAGAAACCUGAUGUAGUUUCUAUUGCAUAAUGUCUUUUAUGUUGUGUUCCUUUGGGUUUUGUUAUUUUUUGGGUAUGUUUGAUAAUACACUUGUUUAGAAAUAUUUAGUAUUUAAUUAAUAAAUUGGUAAAA